UGUCAUCAUGUGACAUGGACACGUGACCCGGCGGCGCAAGCAACCACCUCUGCGUCUGUCAGAUGCUGUAUGCGGUAGGGCGAAAUGCACAGUAAUUGCUACAGAGUGGCUAGCUAGUUGCAGAAAUUCUUUCAACGAGUUCCCGUACGUAAUGGCGCACACAGAAAGAAAGCUUUCGACAUCCGGGGACUCUCUCUAUCAAGUGUUGGGUCUUCCCAAAACAGCUACCUCGGACGACAUCAAGAGAACCUACCGACGGUUGGCACUUAAGUAUCACCCUGACAAAAAUCCAGAUAAUGUCGAAGCUGCCGACAAGUUCAAGGAAAUUAAUCGAGCCAAUGGAAUCCUCAUGGAUCUCACCAAGCGAAACAUCUACGACAAUUACGGCUCUCUCGGCCUCUAUGUAGCCGAGCAGUUUGGUGAAGAAAACGUCAACACCUAUUUUGUUCUCACCAGUGGAUGGUGCAAGGCACUGUUCGUGUUCUGCGGGAUCAUAACUGGCUGCUAUCUCUGCUGCUGUUGCUGUUGCUGCUUCAAUUUCUGCUGUGGCAAGUGCAAACCCAAGCCUCGGGAAACAUCUGGGGACUAUUCCAAUCUCCACGGUCAGCAGGGGAGGAACACUGGCAUCUUAUACACUGUGUGCACAACUGAUAGGCAAGAGGAGUACAGCAGUGAGGAAGGCCAGAGCCCCGUAACGUCCCAGCCAAUGGGUGCCGACAAGGGUGACAGCAUCGCUGCCCCCAUCCCCAUGCCAUCAUCUGAUGCCACAGAGACGACCAAUUUGAGUUCCAGCCAGCACACUAGCUAUGCCACACGGCAGGAACCUUCCUUAGUGUCAUCUGUUCCUUAGUGUCAAAUUGCCCCAUGACCUGCUCAAAAGUUUUUUGCUUGUCAUUUCUUUGGGAUUAAACUAGUUAUAGUAGAGGGUGUUCCAUUCUUGUUUGACCUUUGUUGUGUCAGUGAAGGCUAAAGAAUAUUUGUCAUACGAGGGUGAACAAGCAAUAUGGAAGCCUAUGUGGAAGCAAGCAAACUGAUUUCAACAAUUGACAGGUACCGAAUGAAAUCUUGUCCAAUUAAAUUGUUGUGGUUAUCUUGACAUAGAAUACCUCUUCCCCCUUCUGUUGUGUAGUGUUUCAUGUGAAGAGCAGAUGUUUGGAUGGAAAGGGGACAGAGUGCAAAUUAUGUGGAGCGUUCACCCGUGCCAUGGUGCUUUUCUGGCUCUUACCCAAAUCUGUGAGGAAAGAUUAAUAAAGGUGGUAAAUUUUUUCGUAUUUGCUUUUAUGCCGGAAAAGAGUUGUGCCGUAGAAGGUCAUUUUUGGGUUUGCGCACAACUUAGUUUCCACUUGCUGCUCUUACAGAACAAACACUUGCACAUGCUUCUAUGCUAUUAAUCCAGGAUUAAGUUGCUAAACCAUGGAAAGUUUGGAGUUCCUUUGAGAAGAAUAUUUGUAGCCGUUAAGUACAUAGUGUACUGGCUACAUUGACUGCAUUAUAUUUGUGAGGAACCAGGAGUUGAUGAUACAGAGUUGCAAAGUAUUUAUUAGAAUGAAUCUGCGCAGGCGCUAGUGAUUGUGCGCUGGUUAAUUAAGGUUAGUUUGCUUUUACUUUACCUUAAGUGAUGGGCACAAACAAUUUCUUACUUUGGAGAUAAACAAAACAUAUACCUACAUAGCACUCGGCACUACAGAUUACUCAGCAGUAAAUGCCGAGUGAUCCUGCCUAAUGAGACUUGCUUCGAACAUAAGCAUCACCAUGUAGGGAUUGUUGGUUCUGUCAGGUCCAACUGUUGUAUCGAGGAAAAUUGACAGCGCAUUGUUUUUCAGCUCCUCGAGCUACGUGAAAUAUGCUUUUUUUUUUUCCCAAGCCAGUUGGGCAAUAUUGCACAUGAUGGAUAUCCAGCAGCAAGUUGUGCGACAAUACACAAUUGUGGCUGAUUUUUUGAAUGCAGCUCCUGGGACACAUUUGGCACUCUCUGCGUGUGUAGCUUUUUCUGACUUACGAGCUCUGUACUGCCUCUGAAUGUUCUGGCACAUCUCUCGCGAGUGUGUUUUUAUUCCUGUAUCACAUGGGACUUGUUCCAUAGAAUUGUCCAUAUGUAAUGGUUGUAAAUGCAGAAUGGUCUCCAACUGAAUUAAAAAUAACACAAUUGAA
This is a messenger RNA of Ornithodoros turicata, 2151 nucleotides long. It is a transcript of the gene Csp, whose product is annotated as dnaJ homolog subfamily C member 5-like. Gene Ontology annotation, cellular component: type Is terminal bouton. NCBI's taxonomy places the organism in Eukaryota, Metazoa, Arthropoda, Arachnida, Ixodida, Argasidae. Gene Ontology annotation, biological process: regulation of neuromuscular synaptic transmission. The transcript has 7 exons. Bases 152 to 850 code for a protein of 232 amino acids. The record is from RefSeq and is a predicted model, not a curated record.